This is a messenger RNA of Tauraco erythrolophus (red-crested turaco), 2922 nucleotides long. NCBI's taxonomy places the organism in Eukaryota, Metazoa, Chordata, Aves, Musophagiformes, Musophagidae. The record is from RefSeq and is a predicted model, not a curated record.
AAUGACUUUUCCCAUAGCGACUGCGUGUCAAGUAAUGAGACCAGUUUGCUAGAACGAACCACAGCACCUCAUGAUGGACUACCAGUGGCUUCCCAUAGACCUCAGCGAGAAGCUGUCCACAUUGAGAAGAUAACCCUGAAAGGAGUACCAAGAAAAAGGGCUGACAAACAUUUGGAGUACACAUUCAAAGUAACCUGGUCCGAUUUUUCGGUAACAUGUGUAACAAAAACACACCAGGAGCUUCAGGAAUUCCUGCUAAAACUCCCAAAGGAAUUGUCUUCUGAAGCAUUUGACAAGACUAUUUUAAGAGCACUAAAUCAGGGUUUUCAGAAGAGGGAAGAACGAAGGCAUGCUGAUCUUGAGCCCAUAAUCAGGCAGCUAUUUUCAAAUACAUCGCAAGCUUUUCUGCAGAAUCAGAGAGUAUACAACUUCUUCCAAUCAAUUUCAUCAGAAUCUUUGCACACUCACAGUAACUUACAACCCUCUUUGAAGACGGUUAAGGCACCAGAACACUUCAAGGAGGACAGUUCAGAAGCUUCAAGUCAGGAGGAAGAUGUAAUGCAACACACAGCAGUUCACAAGAAACAUAACGGAAAAAGUCCUGUUGCCAACAGCACUAGCAGUGCAAAAUGUUCUUCACUGGAUAGCCUUAACAUACAGCACUCUGAGCAAAACGGGGUAAUGGACUGGAGAAGAAAAAACUGUAUUGUCCAGCAGCACCCAGAGCACUGUACAAACCUACUUGACCAGCAUACAAUGGAAAAACGAAGUCUGUCUACAGUAAGCAAGAAGAAAGGAAAGCCACAGCUGGAAAAGGAGAAAGCGAAGAAAACUGACUGCCGGUUGAAUACCAGGACUAACGGAGUUAGAGUUGCAGCCUCACAGCACAUUCGUCCAGGGACAGCAAAAGAUCUGAAUUUGGACGCUGGAUCUGGUCAUGAUACAUGUGGAGAAACAUCAUCUGAAAGUUACAGUUCUCCUUCUAGUCCACGACAUGAUGGGAGGGAAAGCUUUGAUAGUGAAGAAGAAAAAGACAGAGAUACAGACAGCAAUUCCGAGGACUCUGGGAAUCAAAACACAACCAGGUUUACAGGCUACAGUGCUGUCAGUUCAUCAAAUCUGAACAAGUCAUCUGCUCAGAUCUCUUCAGUGAAUAGUGAAAACGGAAGCCUUUCAGAAGAGCCUUUGAAUGCGAAGUUUCAACACAUUUCCUUCAUGCCUGCCUUACACUGUGUGAUGCACAGCGCUGCCCAAAAGCCUGAAGCAGUUGUCCCGCCUCCCAUAUCCGCAGAUGGCAAAACGAUGGGAAUGCUCGUUACCACGCCUGUUGCUGUCUCGCCAGCGAGAGAGUCUGCGAAUUCACCUCCUGGUGGAAUGGGCCCAGGGACCUCUGGUGAACCCGAGAAACGCCUUGAGCUGAUGGCUUCCCCUCUGCCAGUCCCAUCCACUUUCCUCCCACAUUCUGUCCAGCCUGGUAGCCCUGCUUUGCAUUUGGCAAUACAUAGAUUGAAAAUGCCCUCUCCCCAGGGAUCAUCGGAAAGUUGCACAGUUAAUGGACCGCAGCAGCCGACAGGAAACUUAAGUAUUGGAUCACCAAAUACUGCCUUUAUCCCAGUCCACAGUCCAGGUAGUUUCCCAGGAUCUCCAGUUCCUACUACAGAUCCCAUCACAAAACCUGCAUCCCAGGUGGUAGGACUGAAUCAAAUGGUGCCUCACAUUGAGGGAACCGCAGGAGCAAUCCCUCAGCCUACCAAUCUAAAGGUAGUUCUUCCAGCAGCUGGUCUCUCCACAGCAGCAGCGCCACCUCCACCAGCUUCAUACGCUUUGCCAGGCAGUCCUCACGCCACCAGUGUGUUGCCCAACCAGAACACAAACGUGCUGAACUCUGUAGCAACUUCCUCACCACCUCAGUCGGCCGGUUUAGGUGUCGGUCAGGUCCAGUCCACCGUUCCCCCCGCAAUCCCUACCCACACGCCAGGCCCUGCCCCCAGCCCGAGCCCCGCUCUGACACACAGCACUGCGCAGAGCGACAGCACGUCCUACAUCAACGCCGUUGGAAAUAACACCACUAACGGGACAAUGUUGCCUCCGCAGCAGUUGGGAUCUGGUCCUUGCGGUUCUUGCGGACGUAGGUGUAGCUGUGGGACCAAUGGAAGCCUUCAGAUUAAUAGCUAUUUUUAUCAUAACCCACUUCAUGGACAAGUCUACAGAGUCCCAUCCUUCUUCACUCUGCCAUCACUUUGCAAUGGCAGCUACCUCAAUCAAGCACAUCAAAGCAAUGGAACACAACUUCCCUUCUUCCUGCCUCAGUCUCCGUAUGCAAACGGGCUUAUGCAUGACCCAGUGAUGGGGAGCCAAGCCAACUAUGGUAUGCAGCAGAUGGCAGGAUUCGGGAGGUUCUAUCCUGUAUAUCCAGCACCUAACGUAGUUGCCAACACAAAUGGGUCGGGACCCAAGAAGAACGGGAACGUUUCGUGUUACAAUUGUGGUGUAAGUGGACACUAUGCGCAGGACUGUAAGCAGUCAUCCAUGGAGGCCAGUCAACAAGGCACUUACAGACUGAGAUACGCACCUCCCCCUCCCCCUUCCAAUGAUACCUUGGAUUCUGCAGACUGAAACAAGUAAACAUUGCCUACUUAAACUGAAGCUUGGGAAGCUGGGGGAAGGUGUGUGUGUGGGAGGGGGGGGGGUGGUCUUGUGUUUUGGGACAUUCCCGGUUCUAUAUUCUUUUGGAAUUUUUCAUUGCUUUUGCACCUCUGUUCCAUACAAAAAGAAGAAAGCUGAGUCCCUGGUCUCCUCCUGGUUCUACAAAAGGCUUGCGUAAUGCAUGUAAUUGAGACACACAGCCAAACAAUCAGAAAGAGCAUUCGAACCAUGCUUUUGCACUGAAGACUUGAGACAUGUGCAAUGUUUACUGCAUUU